Nannospalax galili (Upper Galilee mountains blind mole rat) is the source of this 1278-nucleotide messenger RNA. It is a transcript of the gene Tnfsf9, whose product is annotated as TNF superfamily member 9. Gene Ontology annotation, molecular function: tumor necrosis factor receptor binding. The record is from RefSeq and is a predicted model, not a curated record. Gene Ontology annotation, cellular component: plasma membrane. Lineage: Eukaryota; Metazoa; Chordata; Mammalia; Rodentia; Spalacidae. Bases 117 to 992 code for a protein of 291 amino acids. The transcript has 3 exons. Gene Ontology annotation, biological process: positive regulation of activated T cell proliferation; immune response; positive regulation of cytotoxic T cell differentiation.
CCCGUAGUCGUGGGUUGGAGGGAGGAGCCCGGGAUCCCCGCGGGCCGCCCCGGAAAGAAAUACUUGAUGGCCUAUAAAAGCGCGGAUAUCGGGACAGUGACAGUCGCUGCCCGGCCAUGGCCAUGGACCGGAGCACGCUGGAUGAAGAGGAUCCCACGGAUGCAGGGCACCGGCAUAAUGCACACGCGGCGGAUGCACACCCCUCAGACACUGCGCGGCCAGUGCACCCUGCUCUCGGCAAGCUUGAAGAGCACUUCGCUGCUGUUCCGGAUCCCGAGGCCCCAGGGCCGCACGUGCCACCCGGUCGUUCCCAUCGUUCGCUGCUCUGCGCCCUGGGCGCCGCGGUCCUGCUGCUCGCUGCCACCUGUGUCGCCUCCUUCACCCGCACGUGGACCCUUCCUGCGUCCACCGUCCCCACUCUGCCCAGCCCGGGGCCCCCUGUUGCCCGCAGUGGCUGCCUCAAUGCGACGACGUGGCAGGGUGCUCCAGUGUUUGCCAAGCUGCUAGCUUCUGAAGCAUCUUUGAAGAACGGGACCCUGAGUUGGUACCACGAAGAGGGAAUCCGCAAUGUUCACCUGUCACCGGGUUUGAGGUAUGACAAAGCCACACAAGAGCUGGUGGUGCCUGAGGCUGGCCUCUACUUCGUCUUCCUAGAACUGAAGCUGAGUCCCACACUGUCCCCAAACACAAGCCGCCGGGUGCGAGGCCAGGUCUCCCUUGUUCUGCAACCGCAGCCUCCAAUAGCUGACCUGCACAACCCUGCCCUGACUGUGAACCUGUUUCCGUCCUCCAUGGAGGCCUCUGUGGUUGCAGGUUCCUGGAGUCACCUGCUGUACCUACGGGAGGACCACCGGCUCAGUGUGGGUCUGAGUGCCCAUCUGCAUGGAGCAGAUGGGGCACACAAAUCUUGGGAGCUGUCUAAGCUCAGUACCACCAACUUUGGACUCUUCUGUGUGAACCCCCAAAUCCCAGUGGAGCUAAUGUCUCCAUGAAGGCUGGACAUGCCUGCUGCCAGCCUUUCCCUUCCAUGUGAUCCCCCCACUGAGACCCCGAGCUGCUAUUUCUCAUGGGGCCCAAGCAGGGGUAUCGCCUCCUUCCCAGGACUCUGUCCACCUCCUCCUGCCCCAAGCCGGACUCUAUUUAUUGUGAGCCUAGGCUCAAGCUAUAUUAUUUCAUUUAUAGCAUUAGCUACUCCUUGGACAGGUGCUAAUGAGAAAUGGGUUAAAAAAAAGGUUCUGAGAGAAGAAUCUUUAUUUAUAUUAAUAUUCAAGAAAUAAA